AUGACUCGUGUCAUUGACAGAGCCACCAGCCUUGUGACAACCAAUGAAGACCUCAUCCGGUCCGUCGAGGGUAUGGAAUGCAUAAUGCUCGAGGCUGUAUACCAGAACUACGCUGGAAAUCUCCAUCGUGCAUGGAUGGCAAUGCACCGAGCAAUAACCGUUGCCCAAAUGAUGAAUCUCCAGCGUGGUCUUGUCUCGCCGUCCCUGAAAUUCCUUGAGCCCGAAACUCGAAUGGCAUUCAACCCUGCUCAAACUUAUUUCAAGUUGAUUCAAAUGGAUCGCUAUCUGUCAAUUAUGCUGGGCUUGCCACACACCUCACUGGAAGACCGGUUAUCUACCCCCCAGUCAUUGGAAGAUCGCAGCCCAACUGAACGAAUGCAACGCAUCCACUGCGCCGUUGCGGGUCGUAUCAUUGAGCGAACUAAUGGUGGAAUCAACAGCUCUAUCAAUGUGCAAGAGGACGAUAUGCGGUUACGCAAAGCUGCAGAUGAGAUGGAACCUAAAUGGUGGCUGGUUCCAAACUUCAGACCCUGCAAGGACGACGACUCAAAACUUCUUCGGGAUACACUUCGUAUAAUGGAUCAGCUUACACACUAUCACAUGCUUAUACGACUGCACCUACCCUACAUAUUUUCCUCGUCCGAUGAAUGGGCCAAUCAUAGUAAGAUGAUUGCCAUCAAUGCCAGCCGCGAAAUACUGUCCCGUUACAUUGCAUUCCGUGCCUCGAAUCCGGCACACUUUUACUGUCGUGGCUGUGAUUUUCUUGCAUUUAUUGCCAUUUGCAUACUUUGCAUUGCUCACAUCAACUCUCGAAGCCAGUCUCGAGGGAGUGAGAGCUCGGACGCACACGCUGGGUUUGAAUGCCUGGUUCACAGUCGUCCAAGUGACCGUGGUUCCAUGGAGUGUGCCUUGGAAAUCAUCGAGUCUAUGGCCCGGGAUGAAAUUGAUUUGAUUGCCUACAAACUCACGCGAAUUAUUCAUCAUCUUCUCACAAUCGAAGCCAACGCUGCCAGGGGUGAGGUGUAUAGCACAAGCCCUAAGGGAGAUGACGGGGGGCUUGAGUAUGAUGGCAGAUUGACCGACAACGGCAAGAUCUUACAAGUCCACAUUCCAUAUUUUGGCGCCAUUACGUUUGAACGAGGUGUGAUUUCAAAGGCUGUCAAGACAUUGGGUCAGCACGAUCUCAAACCUUCAACCAUGCCUUUUUCGAAUGUAUUCAGCCCCAGUCAGCCGAGCGAAGAUUACCAGCAGCCGCCAUUUGGAUACGAUGUUAUGUCCAUGAUGGGUUAUCCAUAUUCGGGCACUAGACUGUCGAGCGCUCACCAAGUCGCUCCACCAGGGUCUCAACAUAGGUCUGAUGAGCAAAAUGCGGAAUUCUUUGAUUCCAUGGAAUUUCUACGCGAUCAAAGUGAUCUACAAGGUAUUGAUGCAGCCUUUUUUGACGGAUUGUUCUGUGGAUCUGAAACAGGGGGGAACAUAGAGGACCCUUAA
Messenger RNA from Penicillium nucicola, 1491 nucleotides. RefSeq names its product fungal specific transcription factor domain-containing protein. The record is from RefSeq and is a predicted model, not a curated record. NCBI's taxonomy places the organism in Eukaryota, Fungi, Ascomycota, Eurotiomycetes, Eurotiales, Aspergillaceae. The transcript has a single exon. The coding region runs from base 1 to 1491 and encodes 496 amino acids.